Molecule: messenger RNA, 255 nt
Organism: Haemonchus placei
Lineage: Eukaryota; Metazoa; Nematoda; Chromadorea; Rhabditida; Trichostrongylidae
Source: the annotation of a GenBank genome assembly
AUGACGUUAUUUCCCAAGGAAUGGAGCGAUGAGUGGGCAGAGAAAGCACUGGAAUAUCUGAAGUCGCCUGAUAGCGUGAAGGCUGACAUGGUCAUCAAAGGAAAACAGCCUGUACCUGCUCAGGUCCUUCCCAAGGGACGAAUUACUGACGGAGAAACUGCUCGCGACGGUUUUAUCACGACAGAAGGAGGGGGAGAUCCUGUUUCAGCUGCGCUGCUUGUCUCUACAAAAAGCCAUGACUCCUAUCUUAUAUAA